UGGGGCAGCCGGGCUGCGAGGAGGCCGCAGUGCAGGGGGCGAGUGGAACCGGCGGCAGCGGCGCUGGGUCGGGAGGCGCAGAGGCGAGGCGGACGAACCGGCGGGGUCACCAGCCAGGGGUCUCCGCACUGGAAUUUGAUAUUCAUUUAUCCAGGGUUUACCCUCCUCCUUUUUUUCUUCAGCAAUUUUUAAAAUCCACAUUCUUUCUCGUUUUAAUUUAUUUUUUACUUUCCACUCCCCGCUUAAAUCGGGCCGACUGUUUGGGGAGAUUGCUCCUUUACUUCCCCAAAUCACUUCGGAUUUUGGAAACCAGCAGAGAGAAGAAAGAGGUAGCAAGAGCUCCAGAGAGAAGUCGAGGAAGAGAGAGAGAGACGGGGUCAGAGAGCGCGCGCGGGCGAGCGAGCAACGACAGGGACAGGGGCAAAGUGAGUGACCUGCUUUUGGGGGUGACCGCCAGAGCGCGGCGCGAGCCCUCCCCCUCGGGAUCCCGCAUCGGACCAGCAGCGCUGACGGACAGACAGACAGACACCGCCCCCCGCCCCAGCUCCCACCUCCUCCCCGGCCGGCGGCCGAGGGUGGACGCGGCGGCGAGCCGCGGGCAAGAGCCGGAGCCCGCGCCUGGAGGCGGGGUGGAGGGGGUCGGGGCUCGCGGCGUUGCAGUGAAACUUUUCGUCCAACUUCUGGGUUGUUCCCGCUCCGGAGGAGCCGUGGUCCGCGCCGGGGCAGCCGAGCCGAGCGGAACCGGGAGAAGUGCUAGCUCGGGCCGGGAGGAGCCGCAGUCGGAGGAGGGGGAGGAGGAAGAAGAGAAGGAAGAGGAGAGGGGGCCGCGGUGGCGACUCGGCGCUCGGAAGCCGGGCUCAUGGACGGGUGAGGCGGCUGUGUGCGCAGACAGUGCUCCAGCCGCGCGCGCGCCCCAGGCCCUGGCCCGGGCCUCCGCUCGGGGAGGAAGAGGAGACCGCCUAGGCGCCGAAGAGAGCGGGCCGCCCCGCAGCCCGAGCCGGAGAGGGAGCGCGAGCCGCGCCGGCUCCGGCCGGGCCUCCGAAACCAUGAACUUUCUGCUCUCUUGGGUGCAUUGGAGCCUUGCCUUGCUGCUCUACCUCCACCAUGCCAAGUGGUCCCAGGCUGCACCCAUGGCAGAAGGAGAGCACAAACCCCACGAAGUGGUGAAGUUCAUGGACGUGUACCAGCGCAGCUACUGCCGUCCCAUUGAGACCCUGGUGGACAUCUUCCAGGAGUAUCCUGACGAGAUCGAGUACAUCUUCAAGCCAUCCUGCGUGCCCCUGAUGCGGUGUGGGGGCUGUUGUAAUGACGAGGGCCUGGAGUGCGUGCCCACCGAGGAGUUCAACAUCACCAUGCAGAUUAUGCGGAUCAAACCUCAUCAAGGCCAGCACAUAGGGGAGAUGAGCUUCCUACAGCACAGCAAAUGUGAAUGCAGACCAAAGAAAGAUAGAGCAAGGCAAGAAAAGUAAGUGGCCAUGACUUUAGCUCCUCUCCCUCUCCUUGGCCGGUUAUCUUGGUUUGGGGCUCUUGGCUUCCUCUGUCAGGGGGGUCUCAUAUCUUCACUGAGUCAGGGAGUUGGCCUCACGAAGACUUGUGGUGGCAGUAGGGGUUGGAGCAAACCCGAGGAUUCUGGCUCUAGGAUUAGGGGCAAAACCCCAGCCUGGAGCCUGGAGCUUCCUGUGGAAGGAGACCACGCAUUCCAGGUCUCCAGGUCAUUCCUGGCCGGGACUUACAAGUUUUGGUGUGCGGGGGGGUGCGUGUGGACAGCGGCUCCCCGGCUUGCUCUAAUCUCCUGUCCCCCCACAGCAGGGAGAGGGAGGGGGUGGCAGAGAGGCCAGCUUUUGUGUGUCAGAGGAAACGGUCUCUCGCCGUGGUUGCUGUGGUGGUGCGAUUGGACUUGGGGGCUGCCUGAGAGGUUUUCUUGGUGAUGCCCUCCUGUAGGAGUGAGGCGGGACUGAGCCACUCAGCCCUCCCUGGCCAGGGAGAAAUGAGUUGACUGUUGGUCAUUUUCUGAGGCUUCUAGUUGCUCCGUGUGGAGGGUUGAGUCAGGAUGGAGCAGGGGGCAUAGUCUGGGGGCAGUGAGCCUUCAAGACCCGGUGAGCGAAGGGGACAAGCCUGCAGGGAAAGAGAAUGAGAGAGAGCACCUGUGUCCUUCCCUCCCCUCCCCUCCCUCACCAUCCCAUCUGCCCCCAAAGCUCUGGGGACCCAGAAGCUCCGAGGCCUCAACCCCUUGCCUCUUCCCUAAGUCCCCAACUUCCAGGACUGCUGUGGCUCUCAGAGCAGUGAUUUGGGAGAGUAGUCUCAGAGAGAGAGAGAGAGAGAGAGAGAGAGUGUGUAUUUGUGUGUGUAGACCUUCCUCCUUCCCAGUGCUUUCUCCUAGGGGAGCAGUGUUGCCCCUCUCCUCAGUCCCUUCCCCCUCUCCCCAGUCCCGUCCCCUCAUUUCUUCCCCUGUGGCAGACAUUCUGGGCAUCCUCUGGCCUGGCAGGUGUGGAGAGUGCUGGGUCCCUUGAGGGGAACAGGCUUCAGCCUGCCCCCCCUUGCCCGUUUCCCAAAUGUCUGCAUUGCCCCCAGGGAGAGCGGGGGGCUCGCCUGGGCUCGGAAGAGAGUCAGCUGAGAUGGUGUGGCAGGCUUUGACAGGCUGGGGAGGGAACCUCCUGCCAAGUAACGCCCAGGCCCCUCCUCCCAUGCCUCCCUAACUCCCACCCCACCCUACUGCCUGCCUGGGGCUCUGAGGACACCGAUCCCCGCCUCUCGGCCCAGGUUAUGGCUGGGCAGGCUGGCGCCUUUCAUGUGCCGCCCCUGGGUCUGUGCCAGCUCCCAGCGUAGCUGCUCUCCCACACCGGGAUCUGCAGAGGCAGGGCCCCUGAGGGACCCCUUUGCUGUUGCACUUGGAAAUGAAGGCAGAAGGUGCCCAAAGCACAGCCUGGGCCCCGACCCCCACCCCCAUCAAGUCAGGUCUCUCCAAACUCUGGCCUACCUUUUAUAGCACCCCCUCCCCCGACCUUCAGGGUCAGACUUGUCCAGGGUUGCUGCCCACAGGGCUUUGCCCCUGCCUGGGACCAGGAGCU
Molecule: messenger RNA, 3068 nt
Organism: Neomonachus schauinslandi (Hawaiian monk seal)
Lineage: Eukaryota; Metazoa; Chordata; Mammalia; Carnivora; Phocidae
Gene: VEGFA
Product: vascular endothelial growth factor A
Exons: 5
Coding region: 1047-1469 (140 amino acids)
Biological process (GO): vascular endothelial growth factor receptor signaling pathway; positive regulation of endothelial cell proliferation; positive regulation of angiogenesis
Cellular component (GO): membrane
Molecular function (GO): heparin binding; growth factor activity; chemoattractant activity
Source: RefSeq, a predicted model, not a curated record